CACUGGCCUCCUUGCUUACAUCUAGCCUGACAGGGGAAUACAUCCCGCCAAGGUCCUGGUGAAACACACACAGCGCUGCUGGACUUUAAGGCCAUGGCUCUUCUUCAGGACAAUAAGGAUCUUAUUUCCAAAGCAAUUAAGGAAUUUAAUACUCUGCUGGGGCAGCAGAUCUUCCCUGAUCCUCCAAUCCCUGAAGAAGCCAUGGAGACCAUAGCGCAGGACUGGGUGAACUUCUAUGUCAACUACUACAGGCAGCAGGUGACUGGGGAGCAGCAAGAGCAGGAUAUGACUCUGAAGGAACUUCGACAACAGCUGAAUAUUCUGUCUACCCCCUUUGUGGCCAAAUACAAGGCCUUCCUGAAGACCUUGUGAGCACCUGCAUCACCUACUACUUUUCGCUUCCCCUGGAGACCUGCAUCUCUGAGAAAUCAUUUCAUUGGCCCCUGUGUUUAAGUCCUCAGGCUCUGCUCCUUGGUGGUGAGCUCUACUUUGCCACUUCAAUAAAG
This is a messenger RNA of Condylura cristata (star-nosed mole), 506 nucleotides long. It is a transcript of the gene AHSP, whose product is annotated as alpha hemoglobin stabilizing protein. Gene Ontology annotation, cellular component: cytoplasm. Lineage: Eukaryota; Metazoa; Chordata; Mammalia; Eulipotyphla; Talpidae. The transcript has 3 exons. Gene Ontology annotation, biological process: erythrocyte differentiation; protein stabilization; protein folding. Bases 94 to 372 code for a protein of 92 amino acids. Gene Ontology annotation, molecular function: hemoglobin binding. The record is from RefSeq and is a predicted model, not a curated record.